AGAGACAAGUUACGUAUGCACUUGGGGGGGGCGGGAAAUCUAAAAUUAGCCCGUGCACGUGGACGCGGGCACGUGAUAGCGAAGACCACCUGCGCAUGCGCAAGAGUCGCAUUGCGCGUACGCGUGUGUGUGAGAGUGCGUGCAACAUGGCCAACUUGAAGGUGGGGAUAAUAGGAGGAACAGGACUGGAUGAUCCAGACAUUCUCUCUGAAAGGGCAGAGAAACACGUCAACACUCCAUUUGGAAAACCGUCUGACUGUCUCAUCACAGGGACGAUCCAGGGAACACCAUGUGUUCUGCUGUCAAGGCACGGAAGACGGCAUGGCCUCUCACCUACUCAAGUCAACUACAGAGCCAACAUGUACGCUCUCAAGGAGGAGGGGUGUACCCAUGUGAUAGUCACCACAGCCUGUGGGUCUCUGCAAGAACACAUCCACCCAGGAGACAUUGUCAUUAUCGACCAGUUCAUCGAUCGCACGACUAAACGCCCCCUUACUUUCUACGACGGGACUCCCGGAGGUCCGGUUGGGGUGUCCCACAUCCCGAUGGCCGACCCGUUCUGCAAUCGGACGCGCUCCGUCUUGGCUCGUGCAGUCGAGAGCCUGGGAAUUAGUUUCCACAGAAAGGGGACGGUGGUAACCAUCGAGGGCCCCAGGUUCUCGACGCGGGCAGAGAGCUGUCUGUUCCGUAGCUGGGGUGCUGAACUGGUGAAUAUGACCACUGUGCCCGAGGUCUGCCUGGCCAAAGAGCUCGGUAUGUGCUAUGCCAGCAUUGCUCUACCCACAGACUAUGACUGUUGGAAGGGACAACCAGUCAAUGUGGAAUGGUGAUGGAAAGCCGAUGAAGAAGAGCAGCGACAGUGGCAGUUCGUCUCAUCAUAAAGUCAGUCUCCUAACUCUACAGAAGACUGGACGGACACCAUCAAAAGACCCAGGUAAGUAAUACACGAUAACUACGCUAAUAUCUAUAGAGUUGGUUCUUCAUACACAAACACUCUUUGCUGUGUGCACCUAC
Geodia barretti is the source of this 1014-nucleotide messenger RNA. Lineage: Eukaryota; Metazoa; Porifera; Demospongiae; Tetractinellida; Geodiidae. The record is from the annotation of a GenBank genome assembly.